Messenger RNA from Verticillium nonalfalfae, 1101 nucleotides. RefSeq lists its product as uncharacterized. Gene Ontology annotation, biological process: L-homoserine biosynthetic process; aspartate family amino acid biosynthetic process. The transcript is spliced from 2 exons. The coding region runs from base 1 to 1101 and encodes 366 amino acids. The record is from RefSeq and is a predicted model, not a curated record. Gene Ontology annotation, molecular function: homoserine dehydrogenase activity; NADP binding; aspartate kinase activity. Lineage: Eukaryota; Fungi; Ascomycota; Sordariomycetes; Glomerellales; Plectosphaerellaceae.
AUGUCAGCUGCCAACCAGCAAGUUUUAAUAGCCAUAAUCGGCGCCGGCGGUGUUGGCAAAAGCUUUCUCUCCCAGCUUACAACACUGGCUGCUCGCAGGCCCUCGCCUAAGCUGAGCCUGUGCUUCAUCUCUACCAGCAAGAAGUCUCUCUACAGCAGCGAUUACGCACCGAUCGACGCCGAGAAGGCUCUCGAUGGCCUGGCCGCUUCCACCCAGGCCGCGCCCUCUGUCGCACAAUUGACAGAGUAUCUGGCCUCGGCUCCCGCCAAAGUCGUCCUUGUAGACAACACGAGCUCCGAAGACAUUGCCAGUGCCUACCCUGGCUUCUUAAGCCGUGGCAUCAACAUCGUCACGCCGAACAAGAAAGCCUUUUCAGGCUCUUACACGCUGUGGGAGAGUAUUUUCUCCUCUGCCGCCAAGGGUGGCGCCCACAUCUUCCACGAGUCGUCUGUUGGAGCUGGACUUCCCGUUAUUUCCACUCUGAAAGAGCUGGUGGAGACGGGGGAUCGCGUCACCAAGAUUGAAGGUGUUUUUAGCGGCACCAUGUCUUUCCUCUUCAACAGCUUUGCUCCAACCUCGGGCGCCGGGGGCAAAUGGUCCGCUGAGGUGAAGAAGGCUAAAGAACUUGGCUACACCGAGCCCGAUCCGCGCGACGAUCUGAAUGGUUUGGAUGUCGCUCGCAAGUUGACCAUCCUGGCCAGAUUGGCUGGACUACCCGUGGAGUCCCCUACGUCGUUUCCCGUCCAGAGCCUGAUCCCUAAGGAGCUCGAAAGCUGCACCAGCGGCGAUGAGUUCAUGGAAAAACUUCCUGGCUUUGACUCUGAGAUGGAACAGACUAAGCUUUCUGCUGAGAAGGAGGGUAAGGUUGUGAGGUUUGUCGGCAGCAUUGAUGUCGCCUCUAAGCAGGUCAAGGUCGGCUUGGAACAAUUCGAUGCCACGCAUCCCAUUGCGGCACUAAAGGGCAGUGACAACAUCAUCAGCUUCUACACUGAGAGGUAUGGUGGCAACCCACUCAUCAUCCAAGGUGCUGGAGCGGGAGGCGAGGUAACAGCUAUGGGGGUGACUGGCGAUUUGCUUAAGGUCUUGGCUCGUAUCUCGUAA